GGUCGUUGAGACGGGAAUCGCAAGGACACUAACUGCAUGAUAUCACUGUAUUUGGGAUGAUGAGCCUCCACGCAGCUGGUAAAAUACAGCAACAUUUGGGGUAAAUUUACGUUUAGCUAGUCCUUAGAAAAAACCAUAUUAAAAUCCGCUUCAUAAAUUAUUUUACUUGCAACAAAUAUUUGUACAUAAGCGGCUGUCGAGUUCAGCGAACAGAACAAAAUGAGUGUUUUGCCUGGAGGCGAAUCUUCAGCGAGUCAGACUAUGUUUUUCGUGGCAGUAGCACUGGCGUUGGGAGCAUUCAUGGUGGCUGGCAACACCUUUACGGUCGUGUCCGUUUUGGUUUUCCCGAAACUUCGGACGCUACCCAACAUGUACGUGGUGUCAUUGGCCACUACGGAUGCUCUGGUCGGGCUUCUGCAAGUGUACGUGGCUGUCUACUACAUCCCCACUGUCCGCACGUGGUUCGACUCUACCGAGGCGGCCUGCACCAGCAUGUUGUCGUGGGGUUAUACCACAGUCGUCUGCUCGGGACUCAACAUGUGCCUCAUCGCCUUCGAUCGUUAUCUCUACAUCGCCAAACCUUUCUUUUACGUCAGGGUCAUCAGUAAGAAAAGGAUCGCCAUGGUCAUUGUAGCCGCUUGGUUUCUAGCGGUCUGCUAUGGCAGCAUAACCAUGUACCACAACUUAUUUCAGACCGCAAGGAUCUGCACCAUACACAAAGUCGUCCCUCUUGUGCUGAGAUCGUUCUCGUCAUCUGGACUGUUCUUCCUUUGCUGCUGCAUCACUGCUGUCAUUUACGCAAAGCUAGCUGCUCUUACUUUACGACACAAAAGAGCUAUAGCACUUCUUACUGCUAGUGAUUCUGCCUUCAAUCGGCGACCUCAGAACAGCCAUCCUUUUUCGAAAUCUUCUCUGAGAGCGAUGAAAUUGUUUUUUGUUGUCUUCGGUCUGCUGGUCGCAUGCUGGUCACCGUAUUUUACAGUCGAGCUGGUCUCCGCCUUUUGUGACUUUCCGGGAUAUGAGCUCGCCUACAAAGUUACGUUGUUUUUGGGAUUUUUCAACUCUGGUAUCAACAUCUUCGUCUACCCUUAUUUUGACAAAGAAUUCAGAAGAGCAUACAGGAGUCUCCUGUGCCGCUGCUGUGACAGAGUAAACACGCUACGAGUGAAGUCCAGCGGACCAGAUGCUGUUCUAGGGAUGAACCUGCAAGAUGGACAAAACGAAGAAGUAAGGCCACCACGCGUUUCAAUGCUUCGUAUUUAAUCCCGAAUCACUGCUGACGCUUCCUGGCACGUUUAUGUGGAGGAUAACAUUUACUGACUCUCAAUUCGCUGUCUAAACUACAGAUGUCACAGUGAUUGUUACCUGAAGCCGCAAUGAAUAAAUUCCCCAAUCAGGGAUAUAGCUUAAGGUAAUGCCGACAUCUUAAAUAAUUAAGAUGCCUUUUUCGUUUAUGCCAUGUCUUUUGUUUUGUUUAUUAGAUCACUACCAUAGUCUAGAAGAAGAUUGAUUUUAAGAAGUGUCUCAGUCACAACAAACAAGCAACAAUUCAAUAGGUACCAUUUUGAAAACAUGACGUUGAACCGAUAUGAGUAUCUGAAUUUUCAGAAAAGUGGUCUACAACGAUCCAGCACAACUCCAUUGCCCUAUCCGACACCUUGAUGAUAAUUACAAUCAAUCGGCAUUCUGACAGCCAAAAUUUAUUUAUAGCAAUGUAAAAGGAAAAUACAAAUAUAGCAGUCAAAAAUAAUUAGGUUUACUAAUGCAGUGGACAAGUAUCGUUUAAUCUUUUUCCACAUCCUCAAUAAUUCCCACAAAGUUCUGUACAUUCGUGUGUAAAGGAUUUCUAGAGAAAUCAAAGUUUUAUGCCACCAAUGUAGAGUAUAGACGCUUCAUCGUAGAAAUUAGUGUUGUGUAGAAAACUUCCAUUCUUGUUGCACUUAACUGCUGCACACGCUUCUUUAAAGAUGAAAGCGAAAAAAGUGCACAUCCAAAUGACUAAUUGCUCUUUGAUGUUGUUAACGGUAACUUAGCAGACCUUUAUUUGGAAGUGACAUUGUUUGUACUUAUUGUACCCGUGUAAACCAUUGUUAUGAGAAACCUCUUUGUUCCUGCUGUUGCUGCUUUUACUGAGUUUUUUUUUCUAAUUUACAACCUUGUAUAAAUACGUCUAAAAAGUACAUUUAACUAUAUUGAUAUACACAUAAACAUUAUUUUAAAAAAUCUCAUUUACAUUUGAUUACUGUACCUACGAGCGUUCGUAAUAGUAUGUUUUUUCGAUGUUCCCUUGAAGGUGACAAAUAAUUCACGGCCGAUAAUGUCCAGCGAAAGAGAACUGUUUCUGAACCUAAGUAUGAAAGGAAUUAAAAUAUAUUUGUCUGCUAUAUUUCACUUGGGUCUAAUUCUGAUAACAUGCAUGUUUGAUGACUGCCUUGGUACAGAUAUUGGGCUGGUAUCGUAUUAAAAUAGAUUACCUCAUGUAUGUUUCACGACAAAAAGAAAGUAUUUCGCCCAGAUUCAUACAUUAAUAUAAAUUUGAACACACUUUUGCUUAGUAUGCCCGUGCCGUGACUCUAAAAGACGUUCUUGAUAGCGACAUUCACACUUACCUAAGCAUUAAAUAGAAAAACUCAAGCAAGCAGGCAGGCAAACACACAUUGCAUCACCAUCACUCCCCUGUAUUACUUGCUAAACCUUAAAUAGCCAUAAAUAUGAAACAUUGAAGAUAUGACGUAUUGCCACCCACCCAGCCCAUUGUGCAAUCGGUACUCCUUGCCCGGUGCUUAGUACUCGAUACAUUGAUGAAUGAUAAUAUUACUUCCUGCCCACCCAGAAUCAACAUUUGGAACAUCAAUGACAUUGGUGCACAGUGCAUCAGUUGUGACUGAUGUUUGGACUACCAAGCGAGUUGGUCGUCAGCAUUCAAGACACGUGAUAGUUUGUUGUUUUUUCUUAUUUAAAGUGCGACAUCAACAUUCAAAAGCUAAUCAGAUUUAAGGCCUAAAAGUGUUUAAAUUACAAAUAUGUUAUGCAGCUGGCCCCUGGGUGCUGGCGACCAUCGACCGACCUCGGCUUUCUAAUGCUCGUCCCCUCAACGUUUGGGACUCUAGUGACACUGCAGGUUGCGCCUACUAUACCUUCAUCA
Molecule: messenger RNA, 3145 nt
Organism: Pomacea canaliculata
Lineage: Eukaryota; Metazoa; Mollusca; Gastropoda; Architaenioglossa; Ampullariidae
Product: probable G-protein coupled receptor No9
Exons: 1
Coding region: 220-1263 (347 amino acids)
Biological process (GO): chemical synaptic transmission; G protein-coupled receptor signaling pathway, coupled to cyclic nucleotide second messenger
Cellular component (GO): membrane; dendrite
Molecular function (GO): G protein-coupled serotonin receptor activity; neurotransmitter receptor activity
Source: RefSeq, a predicted model, not a curated record